GGUGGAGCCAUCCAAAAAUAUUCCUAAUUCCUAAAUUAAUUCUGAAUUUCCAUUGAAAUUAAAAGAAAAAGAAGAAAAAAAGAACAGUCGCUUCUCCAUUAUCCAAGUCUCCGUUUUAGAAGAAAAGCCUUAAAUACCUUUCUCUAUCUAUCGACAGACACAUCUAUAAAUAUCUCUCUCUAUCUUCUAAUUUUUAUUUGCUUUGCCAUUAUCAACUUCUUUGCUGCUUGAUCUCUAGAACCAUGGCAAACGCGGCAUCUGGUAUGGCUGUGCAUGAUGAUUGUAAGCUAAGGUUUUUGGAGUUGAAAGCUAAGCGAACUUACCGCUUCAUAGUCUUUAAGAUUGAGGAGAAGCAGAAGCAGGUUGUUGUGGAAAAGCUUGGUGAACCAACCCAAAGUUACGAAGAUUUUACUGCAAGCCUCCCUGCUGAUGAGUGCCGAUAUGCUGUUUAUGACUUUGACUUUGUGACUGCAGAGAAUUGCCAAAAGAGCAGAAUUUUCUUCAUUGCAUGGUCUCCUGACACAUCAAGGGUGAGAAGCAAGAUGAUCUAUGCAAGUUCUAAGGAUAGGUUCAAGAGAGAACUAGAUGGAAUUCAGGUAGAGUUGCAGGCAACUGAUCCAACUGAAAUGGGUCUUGAUGUCAUUAGGAGCCGUGCCAGCUAAAUUAGGAAUUUCCUAAUCCUAAUUUCGCAAUGAAGAGGUUCUUAUGCACUCCUAAGCGAAAUGUUUAUAGUUCAUGGGCGGUGAACCUGACUGAAUUAUGUUACUGGUUUGUUGUUUGAGUUUUACCCUAUAGUGCUCUUUUGAAACAGUCUCAAUGAUUUUGAUUAUAUUUUUAUGAUCUGUUAUGUACUGAACUUAUGCAAUGUGUGUUUCUUCAUUGUUAUGUUUGCAAUAUAUGGUGUAUCAUCAUCCAAUGGUAGAGAACUCGGGUUUGUAUUUGCAACGCUGAAAAAUGGAUGCUUUAAUCUUUUCUAA
This is a messenger RNA of Jatropha curcas, 977 nucleotides long. RefSeq names its product actin-depolymerizing factor 2. Gene Ontology annotation, biological process: actin filament depolymerization. Gene Ontology annotation, molecular function: actin binding. Gene Ontology annotation, cellular component: actin cytoskeleton. Lineage: Eukaryota; Viridiplantae; Streptophyta; Magnoliopsida; Malpighiales; Euphorbiaceae. The record is from RefSeq and is a predicted model, not a curated record.